Molecule: messenger RNA, 1926 nt
Organism: Synchytrium microbalum
Lineage: Eukaryota; Fungi; Chytridiomycota; Chytridiomycetes; Synchytriales; Synchytriaceae
Exons: 12
Coding region: 1-1926 (641 amino acids)
Biological process (GO): protein sumoylation
Cellular component (GO): cytoplasm; SUMO activating enzyme complex
Molecular function (GO): SUMO activating enzyme activity
Source: RefSeq, a predicted model, not a curated record
AUGCUGAGUGCACUCACCAACGACCAAGACGACACAUACCAGCCACUAUCACCCAAUAAUACCGACAAAAAUAACAUCAACAGCAUGUCGCAUCAUCGCCUCGCACACCUCGAAGCAGCACUUGGAAGCUCAACACUUACUAAAAUCUCAUCUGCUCGAGUCCUAAUGGUUGGAGCUGGUGGAAUUGGAUGCGAAUUAUUGAAGAAUUUAGUGCUGAGUGGGUUUGGAGAUAUUGAGAUUGUGGAUCUAGAUACAAUCGAUCUUUCAAAUCUGAAUCGCCAAUUCUUGUUUCAGAAACAUCAUAUAUCAAAGAGUAAAGCUCAGGUCGCACGAGAAUCAGCCCUCAAAUUCAACCCAUCAGUCACAAUCAAAGCGCACCAUGCAAACAUUAUGGAUGCUCAGUUUGAUAUCAAGUGGUUUAAAUCCUUUGAUAUUGUUAUGAAUGCGCUGGAUAACAAGGCGGCACGAUCAUAUGUGAAUAUGAUGUGUCUCGCAUCAAACAGGAUAUUGAUUGAAAGUGGGACUGCUGGGUAUUUGGGGCAGGUUACUGUGCACAAGAAGGGAGUAACAGAAUGCUGGGAUUGUGAAGCCAAACCAGUACAAAAGACGUUCCCUGUUUGUACUAUACGAUCAACGCCAUCAGCGCCUAUACAUUGUAUUGUGUGGGGGAAGAGUUAUCUCUUUACACAACUAUUUGGACGUGAAGAGAUGGAAGAUAGUAUUGACUCAAAGGAAGAUGCUGAAAACAGCAAGGAGAUCGAAACCCUCAAAAAGGAAGCUUCAGCACUAAAAAGGUUAAAAGCGUCUGCUGGAAGCCCUGAAUACGCAGAGAGUGUCUUCAAGAAGGUCUUUACACAAGACAUUGAACGACUCAUCAGCAUGGACGAUAUGUGGAAGUCACGUAAACCACCCACACCACUCAAAUUCGAAGAGAUUGUGGCUAGCAGCGGCGAGAUGGAUGUACGUGAUGCUGCACCAAGGGCUGGGUUGGAACGGGAUCAGAACGUGUGGAGUUUGGUUGAGAAUGUUGCUGUGUUUAUGCAAAGUCUGGAUAAACUGGCUACACGAUGUAUAGAAGACCAAAAGGCUGAUCCAGAAGCAACCAUCGCAUUCGACAAGGAUGAUGAUGAUGCUCUGGAUUUCGUUACUGCUAUAUGUAAUCUGAGAGCUAUAAUAUAUGGAAUUGAACCGCAGAGUCGGUUCAAAGUGAAGGAGUUGGCUGGCAACAUCAUACCAGCUAUUGCUACCACGAAUGCUAUUAUUGCUGGAGCUAUUGUGUUGAAGGCCUUUCAAGUGUUGAGUGCUGGAAAUAUAUCGGCUUGUAAAUAUACAUUCCUUACAUACGCUAAAGAAACAUACAUUGCUCCAAACGCACUACCAAAACCCAAUCCGGAAUGCACAGUUUGCUCGACAACCUACCACAUUCUGAAACUCGACCCAUCCAAAAUAACGUUGGGAUUCCUACUUCAAGACAUUAUCAGUGCCGAUAAGCCUGGAUUAGGGAUGGCAGGAAAAGGAGAAAUCAGUAUUCAAGAGAAUGGAAGGCUGUUAUAUGACGUAGAUUUCGACGAUAAUGUGGAUACGAGUCUUGAGGGGUUGGGUAUUAAAGGUGGUAAAUUGGUGUCGGUUGUGUGUGAUGGUGAAGAUGAGGAGGGAGAGUAUCAGAUUUCGGUUUCCCUUAUGGUGGAUGCAACUCUACAAUCAAACUUCGAAGUGCAAGGAAACCGAGACUAUAAUAAACGACGUAAACCGAUUCCAGCUUUGACACAACCUGAUGAAGCUUCAUUGAAACGUAAAGCUGAAGAAGACAAAGCUGCUGAUACCAAGGGCAAGAAACCCAAGGUUGAUGAUGGUGCAGCAUCAAAUCAAGUAACUGAAACUGAAGUUAUCUAUGUCGACGAUGAUGAUACCAUUGUCCUAGAUUGA